Molecule: messenger RNA, 2471 nt
Organism: Cuscuta campestris
Lineage: Eukaryota; Viridiplantae; Streptophyta; Magnoliopsida; Solanales; Convolvulaceae
Source: the annotation of a GenBank genome assembly
GUAUCCACGUGCAAUGGGAGUUCAAAGAUCAAAAUUUGUCCAGUUUGACCGAGAAAGAUCAAACCAGACAAAUACAUUUGGAGGGAAUGGAGUAUCACAUAUAUAGUUAAUUUAACAGCUAAAUGUUUUUACCAUUGCCAUAUUCAUCUGCACGGGCAGUUGGAGCUGGUGCGGCUAUUCAUGACGCCACAUCCUACCGCGAGCAGCUUGAGAAACACACAAAGGAUUUGUUUUCCAUAUUCCACGUCUUCUGCACACGAAAAGACGUAAAGUUUUUAGAUCAUCACAUUCUUUUUUGAAUUUGAUUAUUAUUAUUAUUAUUAUUAUUAUUAUUAUUUUUCCAUCAUCUCUGAUGGAGUCAAAAUUUCACCAUUUUUGGCUUUGGGGUGUGAUGGAAUAAAUCAAAAUGGAUCUCUAAACUAUCUGCGCUUCUUUAAUUAAUGAAGUAGCAGUUAGUCAAACACUGCAACUUUCGAUGUUGAGCCGGGGGUCUCUUUGGAAACAACCUCUCUACUUUCGAGUAGGGGCAAGGAGGCUUAAGGUUGUGGACGUUCCAACAACGGUAACAAAACGGGCACCCGAUUUCUGUACGGUUUAUGUCAUUUCCAAAUCCAAAAUCUCGACCGUUCGAAAUGCUUCUCGACCAGCCCCCUUCAUUUCUCCCCUCUACAGCCAAAUCCAUCAGAAAAACGAGCAACUGCAGCACACCAACACCAACAACAGAAUCAAAGCUGCCAAUGUCUGCAAACCUAAGAGCUUUUCUCCCAAGACGCGUCACAGGCACACUCCCACUUUCAAUGAUAAGCUUGGAGCAUUUGAUAAGUCCCAACGCAUCUCUUUCACGUAUAACAAUGAAAUGGAACCAUCAUUCAGGUCGCCGCUCGACAAAGGGAGAGGCUUCAAUGGGAGAGGGGACCUUUCAGAGUCAGACACGGACAUUUCAUUUGUGAGUUCCGGUCGACCUAGCACCGACCGGAGUCCCAUGUUUUGUGAUGGAAUGGAGUCCGGGCGCACGUCUCGGUUAUCCACUAGCUCAGAGAGCAGCUAUGGAUCGUCCGACCGCUUCGGAUCCAAGGCCAGCGACACAAGUUCUUUCACCGACAUUUCAUCUACUACCUGCCUUGACAACGAUGACGCCGAAAUGAGAAGGCUAAAACAAGAACUGCAGAAGAUGAUGGACUUGUAUAGCACCGCUUGCAAGGAGGCCUUGACUGCAAAGCAGAAGGCAACCGAGCUACAACUAUGGCGAAUCGAAGAGGAGAAAAAAUUGGAAGAAGAUGAGAUCUCAGACGACAUGUCGCAUGGAAAGGCCAAGUCAUGGACAAGCACAGAGAGCAGAACAGACUCAAUGAAAAGGAGAAGUGAAGAUGAAACAAGAACCGAAGAGGAGAAUGAGAGUUUUCGGAUUGGAUUGAGAUACAGAAGGUACACUAUUGACGAAAUCGAUGAAGCUACAGAACACUUCUCGGAGUCCAGAAAGAUUGGAGAAGGAGGGUAUGGCCCUGUCUUCAAAUGCUUGCUUGAUCACACUCCAGUUGCUGUUAAGGUGUUGCGUCCAGACGCUGCACAAGGAAGGUCACAGUUCCUCAAGGAGAUUGAGGUGCUAAGCUGCCUGCGCCAUCCAAACAUGGUGAUGCUGCUGGGUGCUUGUCCGGAGUACGGCUGCCUGGUCUACGACUACAUGUCUAAUGGAAGCUUAGAGGAACGGCUCAUGAAAAGGGGAGACAAACCCGCACUGUCAUGGCAAGUGAGGUUCCGGAUCGCGGCGGAGGUCGCCACCGGCCUGAUGUUCCUCCACCAGACCAAGCCGGAGCCGGUGGUGCACCGCGACCUCAAGCCGGCGAACAUUCUCCUUGACGAGUACUACGUGAGCAAGAUCGGAGACGUGGGGCUGGCCCGGCUGGUCCCGGCAGCGGCGGCGGACGACGUCACACAGUUGAGGAUGACGUCAGCGGCCGGGACGUUCUGUUACAUUGACCCGGAGUACCAGCAGACAGGGAUGCUCGGGGUGAAGUCGGACGUUUAUUCCUUCGGGAUUGUGCUUCUGCAGCUGCUGACAGCCAAGCCGGCGAUGGGGAUAGCGCAUCGGGUGUCGGAUGCCGUGGAGAAGGGGAAAUUUGAAGAUGUUUUGGAUCCGGUGGUUACAAACUGGCCGGUCGAGGAGGCCUUGACCAUGGCCAAGAUUGGCAUGCAGUGUUCCCAGCUGCGGCGCAAGGACCGGCCGGAUUUAGGAAAGCAAGUCUUGCCAGAGCUCCUCAGAUUGAAGGAACUAGCAGAUCAGAGUAUUGGCCAAUUCAUGGUGGUUGGGGGUUCAUGAUGAGUGGUGUACAUCAACAAUGCGUACAUGAUUCGGCAGCAUUUCACAAGUUAUCGGCCUAAUUUACGCCUUGUUUGUUUUGCGGCAUUUUGUCCAUCGAGACGCUGCUCAAACUGUGUUUCUUGGUUUAAAAAGUCGUCAUCUUGGGUAAAAU